Messenger RNA from Xenopus laevis (African clawed frog), 2388 nucleotides. RefSeq names its product quiescin sulfhydryl oxidase 1 L homeolog (gene qsox1.L). The record is from RefSeq and is marked provisional. Gene Ontology annotation, cellular component: extracellular region; Golgi membrane. Gene Ontology annotation, biological process: protein folding; cell redox homeostasis. NCBI's taxonomy places the organism in Eukaryota, Metazoa, Chordata, Amphibia, Anura, Pipidae. Gene Ontology annotation, molecular function: oxidoreductase activity; protein disulfide isomerase activity; thiol oxidase activity.
GCCGUGGCGCUUUGACUCCACCCCCUGACUGUGAGUCGCAGGCACCUGUCAGGCACAGGUUUAGUUGGGAGUUUGCGAUGAUGGGAUUCAGCAGCAGCUUGUGCAUCUGUGGCGCGACGCUUGUCCUGCUGCUGCUGCUGCUGACUUCUGUGGCCCCUUCCCAGGCUGCUCUCUACUCCCCGGAUGAGCCCGUGGUGUUUCUUGACACAAAGGCCAGAUCGUAUUUGUUGGAAUCCCGCAGUUUUUGGCUGGCAGAAUUCUACGCCUCAUGGUGUGGCCACUGUCAGAAUUUUAAACCAACAUGGAGCGCUCUGGCCGAAGAUAUCAAGGACUGGAGACCAGUGGUUUAUUUGGGGGUGAUCGACUGUGCUGAGGCAUCCAACUCUGAUACAUGUACUGAAUUUGGAGUUAAAGGAUAUCCUACUGUAAAGUCCUUCAAACCCUUUACAAAAGAAAUUUCAGAAGGUGUCGAAGAGAAAGAUCAUACUAUCCAGGCGCUGAGGGAAACCAUCAUUAAAAGACUAGAGGAACAAAAGGAUUCUAGACCCCCUGCAUGCCCCCCUUUGGAGCCAAUCAGCGCAUAUGAAGUUGAACAGUUCUUCAUAACACACCAAGAAGAUUACUUGGCACUGAUAUUUGAGGAAGCUUCAAUGUACAUAGGAAGAGAGACAGCGUUGGAUAUGGUACAGUAUGAAGGUGUCUCCGUGCGCAGAGUCCAUCGUGAUCAGGAUGACAUAGUGAACAAAUUCCAGAUUCCUUCCUUUCCAGCUCUUGUCUUGCUCUGUAAAAAUGGAUCCAACACUAUAGUUAAUAUGGUAGAAGAUACUCGCUCUUCAUAUACCAACUUCUUGCGUUCACUCCCUGGAGUGAGGAAAGGAAAUCUCCCAAUCAUUGGCAUGUCCAGUAACAAUACUACCCAACAAGAUAAUAGACGGAUUUCAGACAGCUCCAAACUGUAUCUGGCAGAUCUGGAAUCAGCAGUGCAUUAUACUCUGCGUGCGGAAGUUUCUCGUUUCAGCAUUUUGAAUGGAGAAAGACUUAAUGCUCUCAUUGCCUAUGUCAGUGUACUGAAGAAGUACUUUCCUGCCCGACCUUAUGGGAGAACGCUAAUAAGCUCUAUGUAUUCCUGGCUCCGUGAUCGUGCUGGGACAGAAGUCCUUUAUAAAGACUUUCAGGAUGUCUUGGACAACAAGGACAAAGUUGAGAAAGCGGUGUUAUCUUCCGGUGUGAAUUUUGUGUGGUGUCAGGGCUCCCAGUCCAAAUUCCGUGGUUUUCCAUGCUCUCUCUGGACCCUUUUCCACUUCCUCACUGUCCAGGCUGGUGAAGACAAAACUGCUAAUCCCAUGGAAGUGCUUUCGGUAUUGCGAGAAUAUGUGAAACACUUCUUUGGCUGCAGAGAGUGUGCUGGGCACUUUGAGAGUAUGGCAGCAGAAUCAAUGAGUAAAGUCAGCAGUCUAGAUGAUGCCAUUCUAUGGCUUUGGGACCGGCAUAAUCGUGUCAACAAAAGACUAUCAGGGGCACCAAGUGAGGAUCCAGAAUUUCCAAAACUUCCCUGGCCAUCAAAAGCACUUUGUCCCUUAUGUCAAGUGGAGGAUGGUGCUGAUGAGCUGGCUUGGGACUCCCCAAAUGUUCUGACCUUUAUGAAGGCUCAUUAUUCAAGGGAAAACUUGGCAAGUGAUUAUCUGGAGGAUGAGGAGGUGCUCUUGGAAAGGCAGAGGAAUGUCACUAAGAAAAUAGAAACCAGCAAGGAAAAGAAUGAAAGCCCAUUCAAGCUAAGAUAUCCAUCACUAAUUACAGAAGAUAAUAAAAAUGAAAACAAUCCAGAUGCAGAUGUUCCAGUCCAUGUAAAAGUAGAGGAGGAAAAGAAUGCUGGUGAAGCCAACUCCUUUUUGCGCAGUUUAUUGCCUAGCAGAUCUCUGCAGGGGUCCGUUGAGCAUGACAGUGACGGUGCCAUCAUGCCUCAGAUACUCCUUGAUAUCCCUGAAGAGGAAUUCGACCACAUUGCAGUGAGAAAACGGCUGUUGAGAAGGGGCAUUGAUGGGAACAGCUACAUUAAUGUUGGAGCUGAAAAGGGAAAUUUACGCUGGGGUAAGACGCUGGAAUUGGGAUUUUCUCGCCUGGACAUAAGCCUAUGUGUGGUAUUCUAUUUUCUUUCCAGUAUGUGCUUGCUCUGCAUGUACCUAUACAUGAGCCUUCGGAAACGUUGCCUUCGGCAGCGAACUUUCUACCCAUAAUCACAAUGUAAUUAUUCUCUGUGUGCUCCUCAGCUCGCCUCACUUCCCAGAUCUAUAAUGUGCCUUUGCAGCCUUCCAGUGCCCACCCUCCCUAUGGCCAACAGUUUUAAAGAGUCAGUGAUUUUAAUAAACUGAUGCCUUUUAUAAAAUAUUA